CGCACGAGAACAAAAUUACAAAACAGAAACACAUAAACACAAAGCUAGUCAUUUUUAAGUUUAUUGUUUAUGUUUAAAAAUUUUUGAGAUAAAUAUAGGUAUAUUCCAGGAUAAUUAUUCUUAUUCAUUCCAAUUGAUACAGGCUUAUUUAUAUAAGAAAUAAAUCAUUUCCAUCAUUCAUUAGGAUCACUCGAAGUAGAAAAUUUGUAUGGAUCUUAUCCUAUUGAAACUGUAAUCUAAGACUACAUAACAUUGUUGAUUAAGUUGAUGAAUAUUUUAACAAUUCACAAGAGAACUAUCUAUUCUUGUCGAAGCAUGGUGAAGUAUCUAAAACAGCAGGAAGCGAUAGAUAUAGAUGUGGCACUUUUCAAUGAGUACAAGUUCUCUGUGGAUCAACUUAUGGAGCUAGCUGGCUUAAGUUGUGCCACUGCUAUUGCAAAGAGCUUCCCAAUCAAUGAAUUAAAAAAUAAAAGCCUAUUGAUUUGUGUUGGUCCUGGAAAUAAUGGAGGCGAUGGACUUGUAUGUGCUAGGCAUAUGAAAUUGUUUGGGUAUAAUUCGGAAUUAUAUUAUCCAAAGAGAGUAGAUAAACCAUUAUAUAAUAAUUUACUGCAUCAGUGUAUAUCAAUGAAUAUUCCUGUUCUUGAUAAGCUGCCAGAUGCUAAUCAGCUAGAGACGUAUGGUCUUUUUGUAGAUGCAUUGUUUGGAUUCAGUUUCAAACCUCCUGUACGAGCCGAGUUUGUACCUGUUUUAGAAAUGUUAAAAAAAUCAAAAAUACCUGUUGCAAGCAUAGAUAUUCCCAGUGGUUGGGACAUCGAAAUGGGGGAACCUAAUGAAGGAGGUAUAAAACCCGACCUUCUUAUUUCCCUAACUGCCCCCAAGCUGUGUGCACAGAAAUUUGAAGGAAAAUAUCAUUAUCUAGGUGGUCGGUUUGUACCUCCAAAACUAGCUGAAAAAUAUGAUCUUUCACUCCCAGAAUACCCUGGAACAGAGUGUUGUGUACUGUUGAAGAAGUGAUUUUUAUAUUGUUUGUUUAUAUAUGUUACAAGCUUUUUUAUGUUGAAUCAUGAAAUAAAAGUUGGUCUAGA
Coccinella septempunctata (seven-spotted ladybird) is the source of this 1085-nucleotide messenger RNA. RefSeq names its product NAD(P)H-hydrate epimerase. Gene Ontology annotation, cellular component: mitochondrion. The transcript is spliced from 2 exons. Bases 268 to 1014 code for a protein of 248 amino acids. The record is from RefSeq and is a predicted model, not a curated record. NCBI's taxonomy places the organism in Eukaryota, Metazoa, Arthropoda, Insecta, Coleoptera, Coccinellidae. Gene Ontology annotation, molecular function: NAD(P)HX epimerase activity.